Messenger RNA from Penicillium oxalicum, 744 nucleotides. RefSeq lists its product as uncharacterized. The coding region runs from base 1 to 744 and encodes 247 amino acids. Lineage: Eukaryota; Fungi; Ascomycota; Eurotiomycetes; Eurotiales; Aspergillaceae. The record is from RefSeq and is a predicted model, not a curated record. The transcript has 2 exons. Gene Ontology annotation, cellular component: mitochondrion.
AUGACCCCCGUGCACAAAUACCUGAGCGUUGCCCCCAACCUCAUGGACAUUGAUCCCCUCCUUAGUCGCUCCACCCUAUGGUAUGGCGACCUUCACUCGUCCAACGUUUUCGUUGAUGAUAACCGUAUCACUGCAGUUAUUGAUUGGCAGGGCUCGUGGGCCGGUCCACUUCUCCUUCAAGCGCAACCAUCCUCAUUGUUGAACUAUCAAGGCAGCAUCCUUCUUAAUCAUCCGGACAAUUUCGACGACCUUGAUUCCGAGCAACAAAUCCAAAUCAAGCGACAAAUCUUCAAAUUGACACUUUUCCAGCUUUACCUGAUGGAGACAGAACAACGGAAUCCUUUUCUUGCGAAAGCGUUCCAUUUGGACCAAGGAAAAACAAGACGUCUCGCCGUCGAAUUGGCUGGGAAUACAUGGGACGAUGAAAUUGUCUCCUUCCGGGAGGCUCUCAUCAACAUUGAAAAGCACUGGCAAGCGAUGGGGUUCCAAGGUAAAUGCCCCUAUUACUUUACGGAGAAAGAGUUAAAGAGACACGCUGUAGAUGCAGAAGGUUGGAAUGAAGUUGAAGACUUUUUCGAUCGUAUCGAGGACCUUGUGAAGAGGGAUGGCUGGACCUAUCCGGAAACGUUCGGUGCUGCCUUUGAUUUCUUCUGCGACCUCCGAAAAUUAGGUCUUGAGCGCAUGAAAGGCCGAGAAAGAGAGAAUUUUGACAAACAGACCAGUUGGGCGAGAGGUCAUAACUGA